Drosophila subpulchrella is the source of this 1371-nucleotide messenger RNA. RefSeq names its product homeobox protein 2-like. NCBI's taxonomy places the organism in Eukaryota, Metazoa, Arthropoda, Insecta, Diptera, Drosophilidae. The coding region runs from base 1 to 1371 and encodes 456 amino acids. The transcript has a single exon. The record is from RefSeq and is a predicted model, not a curated record.
AUGCCCAGUUUCUCCGUCAACAAUUGCUCCAACCACUUCCACUGCGACAACAACUUCCACAAGUGUUCCUACUACAUCUACCCCAAGAUGCCCAGUAACAACUUCCACAAUUCCUCCAACCACUUCCACGGCGACAACAUCUUCCACAAGUACUCCUACUACUUCCACCCCACGAUGCCCAGUAUCAACGUCAACAAUUGCUCCAACCACUUCCACUGCGACAACAACUGCCACAAGUACUCCUACUACUUCCACCCCUCGAUGCCCAGUAUCGACGUCAACAAUUGCUCCAACCACUUCCACUACAACAACAACUUCCACAAGUGCUCCUACUACAUCUACCCAAAGAUGCCCAGUAACAACUUCCACAAUUCCUUCAACCACUUCCACUGCGACAACAUCUACCACAAGUACUCCAACUACUUCUACCCCAAGAUGCCCAGUUACAACGCCCACAAGUGCUCCAACCACUUCCACUGCGACAACAACUGCCACAAGUACUCCUACUACUUCCACCCCUCGAUGCCCAGUAUCGACGUCAACAAUUGCUCCAACCACUUCCACUACGACAACAACUUCCACAAGUGUUCCUACUACAUCUACCCAAAGAUGCCCAGUAACAACUUCCACAAUUGCUUCAACCACUUCCACUGCGACAACAUCUACCACAAGUACUCCAACUACUUCUACCCCAAGAUGCCCAGUUACAACGCCCACAAGUGCUCCAACCACUUCCACUGCGACAACAACUGCCACAAGUACUCCUACUACUUCCACCCCUCGAUGCCCAGUAUCGACGUCAACAAUUGCUCCAACCACUUCCACUACAACAACAACUUCCACAAGUGUUCCUACUACAUCUACCCAAAGAUGCCCAGUAACAACUUCCACAAUUGCUUCAACCACUUCCACUGCGACAACAUCUACCACAAGUACUCCAACUACUUCUACCCCAAGAUGCCCAGUUACAACGCCCACAAGUGCUCCAACCACUUCCACUGCGACAACAACUGUCACAAGUACUCCUACUACUUCUACCCCAAGAUGCCCUGUUACAACGCCCACAAGUGCUCCGACCACUACCACUGCGUCUACAACUUCCACAAGUACUCCUACUACUUCCACCCCACGAUGCCCAGUAUCGACGUCAACAAUUGCUCCAACCACUUCCACUACGACUACAACUUCCACAAGUGUUCCUACUACAUCUACCCAAAGAUGCCCAGUAACAACUUCCACAAUUGCUUCAACCACUACCACUGCGACAACAUCUACCACAAGUACUCCAACUACUUCUACCGCAAGAUGCCCAGUUACAACGUCCACAAGUGCUCCAACCACUACCACUGCGACAACAACUUCCACAAGUAG